AUGCGAUCCCUAUACCUUCUAGGCCUAGCCCUAGUCCUCCUCGGCUCAGUAGAAGCCAUGAGAAAGCAAGGCGUAGCAGUGAAAGGUCGCCUAAUGUGUGGAGGUAAAGGCUGUGAAGGUGCCAAGGUCCGAAUUACCGAUAUUGACACCGGACCGGACCCAGAUGACACUUUGGAUGAGAAGUUGGUCGAGAAGAACGGUGAAUUCAAAUUGACCGGAUUCACUAGAGAAUUAACCGACAUCGACCCGGUUUUGUAUGUUUGGCACAAUUGCAAUGAUGAGGCUACGGUAGGUUUAAUACAGUAUAUUGUCUUAAAUAAUAACUGUAAGGGUAUGGUAUAGGUGAUAGAAAGAAGAUACGCUAAGGGUGUACCUGGUGUAGCAGAAAAUUAUUAUGGUAAGGAAUGGCGUUUUGAAAAAAUAGAGUAUUGUAGAGUAUCGUAAAAUAGCACAUGAUAGGUCAAUACAGGACAAGGGAGGAAAAGUCAGGGCAGGACAUAAAAAGGUAAAGCAAGGUAGGGAAGAGCCGGGCAGGGCAGAAAAAGGUUUUGUAAAAAAAUAAGAGCCGGGUACACAAUGGCGAGGCAAAGGCAAGGCAAAGGCAAAGGCAAGGCAAAGGCAAGGCAAAGGCAAGGCAAAGGCAACGCAAAGGCAAAGGCAAAGGCAAAGGCAAAGGCAAGGCAAAGGCAACGCAAAGGCAAAGGCAAAGGCAAGGCAAAGGCAAAGAAAGGCAAAGGCAAGGCAAAGGCAAGGCAAAGGCAACGCAAAGGCAAAGGCAAAGGCAAAGGCAAAGGCAAAGGCAAUGCAAGGCAAGGCAAGGCAAGGCAAGGCAAGGCAAGGCAAGGCAAGGCAAGGCAAAGACAGAGCCGGAAGUGUGAGAGAGGGGUUGGAUAAGGUAGGGUACGGUGGGCGAGAGUAAGAUAGAGUAGAAUAGGGUAGGGUAGAGCAGGGCAGGGUACAUUUAUAAACUACAAUCUUAAAAUGACAUUAGAAAUUUCAGCCAUGUGAACGAAAGCUAAAGUUCAUCAUCCCCAAGAAGUAUAUUAUCAGCACAGACCCAGAAGACCAAAACUGGUGUGAUGUUGGAAUAAUCAACCUGCAGACCACAUUUGACUCCGAGAAACGAGAAUGUAUCAAUUAG
Molecule: messenger RNA, 1141 nt
Organism: Bursaphelenchus okinawaensis
Lineage: Eukaryota; Metazoa; Nematoda; Chromadorea; Rhabditida; Aphelenchoididae
Source: the annotation of a GenBank genome assembly